Molecule: messenger RNA, 1707 nt
Organism: Solanum tuberosum (potato)
Lineage: Eukaryota; Viridiplantae; Streptophyta; Magnoliopsida; Solanales; Solanaceae
Product: LRR receptor-like serine/threonine-protein kinase FLS2
Exons: 3
Coding region: 1-1707 (568 amino acids)
Molecular function (GO): protein binding
Source: RefSeq, a predicted model, not a curated record
AUGGCUCUUACAGGAAGGAUCCCCCGUGAUUUAGGAAACCUCACAUUUCUUGUUUCUCUUGUCUUGAGAAGCAACAAUUUCCAUGGAAAUUUGCCUCAAGAAAUAUCACAAUUGCAUCGACUUAAGUUUGUUGAUUUAAGUUUGAACAACUUUAGAGGGGAGGUUCCUUCUUGGUUUGGGUUCUUACACAAACUUGAAGUUCUAGAUCUUAGAAAUAAUAGUUUCACUGGUUCCAUCCCUUGUUCGUUUUCUAACAUUUCCACACUCGAGAAUUUGGAUGUGGAUUUCAACUCCAUAGAGGGUGAAAUCCCAAAAGUUAUUGGAAGUCUAAUAAACUUGAGAAUUUUAAACUUGAGGGGAAACAAUCUCAUAGGUUCUAUUCCUCCAUCACUCUCAAAUGCCUCAAGGUUGGAGGUUUUAGAUUUAUCUAGCAAUUUACUUCGAGGGAACAUUCCAGAAGGUAUUGGUAAUCUUCAGAACCUGAACUGGUUGUCCAUACAAGAUAAUCAGCUUACUGGUUCUAUACCAUUCACAAUUUUCAAUAUUUCUAGAAUCGAAUUCAUUGCAUUUGCAGUCAAUAGCUUAUCAGGAAAUCUUCCGAAUGGUUUAUGCAAUCGUCUCCCAAUACUCAAAGGGCUUUAUCUAUCCACAAACAAACUUGAUAGUCAUAUCCCUACAAGCUUGCCAAAUUGCUCAGAGCUUCAAAUAUUGAGUUUAGCAGAAAACUAUUUCAGUGGGAUAAUUCCACGAGAAAUUGGAAAUCUUGUUAAUUUGGUGACCUUAACCGUGGAGACAAACCAGAUUACCGGUUCUAUCCCGAUCUCGAUAUUCAAUAUCUCAUCGUUGCAAUUUGUUUCACUAGGGACGAACAAUCUUAAGGGAUCCUUACCACGGGAGAUUGGCAACUUAACCAAGUUGCAAUUUUUAUAUUUUCACGAAAAUAGGUUUACUGGUGAAAUACCCAAAGAGAUAAGAAAUCUCGUUGAGUUGGAGGUACUUCAUCUUGCGUUUAAUAGUUUUAGUGGUUCGCUUCCAAUGUUGAUCUUCAACAUAUUAGCACUGACAAUAAUUGAUCUUUCAUUCAACAAUCUAUCAGGAACUCUACCACCAAACAUAGGUUCUACCUUACCCAACAUUGAAGAGCUUUAUAUGGCCCGCUUAACCAAUCUUGUCGGGACUAUUCCUCAUUCUAUCUCCAAUUGUUCAAAGCUUACUCAUCUAGAGCUUGCAGAAAACAAACUCAGUGGAUUAAUACCCAAUUCUCUUGGAUAUUUGACUCAUCUACACUUCCUAAACUUACAGAGAAACAAUUUAAGCAGUGAUCCAUUUUUAAGCUUCCUCACUUCCUUAACCAAUUGCAGAAAUUUAACAUCUCUUUCUCUAUCUUUCAACCCUCUAAAUGGCAUGCUUCCGGUCUCCAUAGGGAACUUCUCCAAAUCUCUUGUAAACUUUUAUGCCUCUGCUUGCAACAUUAACAGCCAGAUUCCAAAUGAAGUUGGAAACUUAACCAAUUUAAUAGACCUUGAUCUCACUAGAAACAACUUGAGUGGAUGGAUUCCAACAUCAACUCAGAACUUGAGAAACCUUCAACGCUUGUACUUGAACAUCAACAAACUUACAGGAUUUAUUGGAGAUCAUAUAUGUAAAAUUGCAGCAUUUGGGUGUUAUUUCCUUGGAUCAAAAUCAACUUUCAGGAGCACUUCCUAA